CGGAAACCGAACAGGCCCCGCCCACUCGUCUUCCCUUGUCAACACGGGCUGGCCAGGCUCAGAAAGACUGGUUGUCACUAUCGGGGACAACAUUUGAAAUGCUCUGUUUUGGUGUUGACGAAUUCUCUUCGUCCAGAUGAAGGUGAUCCAGCACUCUGUGGAGACACUGCACACAGCUUUGAUCUCCAGCCACACAGACUUGGCUAAACAUUAUAGCAAGUACUCCAAAAAAGAAAGGCGUUUUUUGGAGGACGGGCUUCGUUUAGGGGGUCCCGGCUUCAGCCCGUUCCAGCCCAUUACAGUGCACUCUGACUCAGACUGGAUCCCCUGUCACCCUGAGGAGCCCCAGGACUUCCAGAGCUUCUACCGCGCCCCUUAUCGCAAGAUCCCAUCCACAUGCCACAACACCAUUUACAUUCAGCCCAUAGGUUCCUUUGGGGAGGUGAAGGCCCAGACAGACCAGUAUGUGGAGUGGCUCACAGAAUACUGUCAGGCCUUCUUCUUGGGCCUUGCUGUCAAGCUGCUGCCGCCGGUUACUGUGGCAGAAACAGGAUGUUCUUUCAGAGUUAACAGCAACUCACACAACCUGCAGAUCCUCACUAGUGACCUGCUGCGAUUUCUGGAGAAAAGGAAGCCGAAAGAUGCCUUUUGUAUAGUUGGAUUCACAAUGAUCGACCUCUACCCAAGAGACUCCUGGAACUUUGUUUUUGGACAGGCUUCACUCACCAGGGGAAUGGGCGUUUUCAGCUUUGCCAGGUACGAUGACAACUUCUACAGCAGAGCUUACGCCGGGAGAGUCAAGAAACAGCUCCAGCUGAAGCGAGGAGACUAUUCUGUGUUUGAAGGCUAUUACACUCCCCCCAUCAGCAGCACGCUGCUGCUCCGCUCCUGCAAGACAAUGACCCAUGAGAUCUGCCACAUGUUUGGGAUGCAGCACUGCCAGUGGGUGAGCUGUGUCAUGCAGGGCUCCAACCACCUGGAGGAGUCGGACCGCCGGCCCCUGCACCUCUGUCCCAUCUGCCUCCGCAAGCUACAGUCCUCAAUCUUCUUCAACAUAGCUGACAGAUAUAAGGCUUUGCUGCACUGGAUGGAUGACGGCCGGAGUGAAAGGUCUUCCACUGCCUCUCAGUCUCUGCCUCACUUCCCCAAACCUCUUCAGGCCUUUGACACACCCAGACUGUGGCUCCGCAGAUGCCUGGACAUCCUGGAAGAUGAUAAACGAUAGUAACGGCCCAUAAGUCUGAUUAUGAACACGGAGGAGAAUGAGAUGUUGCUUUCCUAAUUUUCUUGCAGGGAUCAGUACAGUAUCUAUGUUGUAAUGCACUUAGCUCUCAACAAGUCUGUAGCUUCUGUGGAUGCUACCGCGCUAUUUAAUCAGUAAAAUAGUUUCAUUACUUAAAAGCUGUUUGAUUUAGAAAACAGCAACAUUACAGCCAUGCUACUGAGAAAUGUAGUUAAACUACUAAUGUCGCUACUUGUUACAAGUAGUGACGUUACUAGUUUAACAAUACAGGCUAUGAUACAAGUAACUUGUAUCAGCGCUACUGCCCUACACUGUGGUUAGGUAAAGUUAUAUGUCAGGAAGCAGACUUUGUAUGCUGGAUUAUUAGGUAUACUGGCAAAUGUGUAAAUUAAGGGGGGCUGGAGU
Messenger RNA from Myripristis murdjan (pinecone soldierfish), 1648 nucleotides. RefSeq names its product archaelysin family metallopeptidase 2 (gene amz2). The transcript is spliced from 7 exons. Gene Ontology annotation, molecular function: metallopeptidase activity. Gene Ontology annotation, biological process: proteolysis. Bases 137 to 1225 code for a protein of 362 amino acids. NCBI's taxonomy places the organism in Eukaryota, Metazoa, Chordata, Actinopteri, Holocentriformes, Holocentridae. The record is from RefSeq and is a predicted model, not a curated record.